UUUUUUGCAUGCUAUCCUUAUUAAAAAAUGAAAACCUAUAAAUGUUUGGUUGGUUUUAGUUGAAACAGACACUGUUUUUUCAUCUGUGUGAUUUUGACAAAGAUCAGAUCACAUUUGAUGGUGAUUUUAUGCAGAAAUGUGAGGAAUUCCAAAAGGUUUAGAUACUUUGUCAUACCACUGUAUGCUUGGCUUAGACUCCCAAAAGUCUUGGUCAUAUCUCAGUUUGGCCUGAAAAGUCUUGUUCUUGUCUUACUCUCAACUUCAAAAAGUCUUGAUCUUGGCCUCGGUGAGUUGUUCUCAGGCAAGUCCUGAUUUUAGCAAACGUGUACCCCUAAAUGUAGAACCUAAAUGUAGGCCCUAAAAUCUCGUUUUUCCACCCAAAACCAACUUUCUUCAAUAAGCAAUAAACCAGUUCUCAAAGGGCCACAGUGGGUGCAGGUUCUUGUCCAAACCCAUUAGGAGGACAGCCCUUCACCAAUAUGGUGUCUUACAAUUGAUUGCAGUCAGAUGCUGCUUGUUUUAGCAGAAACCUCAUUGGUUGAACUGUCUGUGCUGGAUCUGUUGGAACAAAGACCUUUGUGGAAUAGGUUCGACACCCCUGCUGUAAAUGAACCCUCACUGCCCCCGUUGUAUCGGUGGAGCUACCAGACAAGGGGGUAUCGGGGGCGGGUCACAAGCACGCGCCUAUAAAGUCCAAGCGUGCAUGUAAGCACUUGAGAACUUCUCCUUGCUUUGAGCAUGACUGGUAACAUGGAUGCGCUCCUGUGCGCGCUCUCCCUUGCGAUUAUGGUGUCCGCCUGCGCCAGGGCGGCCCGCGUCCAACUUAACUCCAUCAGGACGGUGGUGGUGCCCGUGGCCUCGUUCAACAGGAGCGCCUGGGAACUAACGCUCAGGCAGUGCAUUAGCGACCUGGAGUGCAGCGAGGGAAGCUAUUGCCACACCUCCUACACAGGUCCUGCCCACUCCCGUUGUCGGACGUGCAGGAGGAGGAAGAAGCGUUGCCGUAGAGACGGGAUGUGUUGCCCGGGCAACCUCUGCAGCAAUAGUGUGUGCAUCCCUCGCGGGGAGGCCACGAAAUCACAACAAGUUACCGAGCGUGACGACUGGACCCGCGGCAAAGCCAGAUGGAGCAAGAAAGAUAAAACGGCAGCGGGUAAAGGUCAAGUCGGCGACCCCUGUUUAUCCGCCGUGGACUGUUCGGACGGGCUCUGCUGCGCUCGCCACUUCUGGACGCGCAUCUGCAAACCCGUUUUACAGGAGGGACAAAUUUGUUCACGGCGGAGGGGUCGCGCGCCGGAGCUGUUCCAGAGAUGCCCUUGCGGCAGAGGACUGGCCUGUCGCGCGCCACGUGUCGCCGCGCCCUCAUCGCCCCUACUGGUGGCGGUCAAGUCCAAGUCGGCGGGCUACUCUCGCUCACACGCCCCUCAUCCAUCAAAGACCAGACUGCGCGAGUGUCGGAGGAAGUGACGCGGAAUGGAUCAAGUGACAGUUGAUGAGCCACAGUCAAGACUUGUGUAUUUUUAAACUACAGUCCUUGACAAAAGUCUUGUCGCUUAUCCAUUUUAUUGAAACAGUUGCUAAUAA
Molecule: messenger RNA, 1584 nt
Organism: Corythoichthys intestinalis (scribbled pipefish)
Lineage: Eukaryota; Metazoa; Chordata; Actinopteri; Syngnathiformes; Syngnathidae
Product: dickkopf-related protein 2-like
Exons: 4
Coding region: 739-1467 (242 amino acids)
Biological process (GO): multicellular organism development; negative regulation of canonical Wnt signaling pathway
Cellular component (GO): extracellular region
Molecular function (GO): co-receptor binding; receptor antagonist activity
Source: RefSeq, a predicted model, not a curated record